This is a messenger RNA of Alternaria ethzedia, 963 nucleotides long. RefSeq lists its product as uncharacterized. The transcript has a single exon. Bases 1 to 963 code for a protein of 320 amino acids. The record is from RefSeq and is a predicted model, not a curated record. NCBI's taxonomy places the organism in Eukaryota, Fungi, Ascomycota, Dothideomycetes, Pleosporales, Pleosporaceae.
AUGGCUUCGAAAGCCCCACGCCGAACUACCACUCGCGAACUUUUUUGUCCCUCCCUGCCAGCUGAGGUGUGGAUUAACGUCUUUCGCUAUCACACCGACCUCGCGCACCUCUGGAAUGUCGUGCGACGCGUCUCUCCCACCCUCCGCGCAUGCGUCGAGCAUGCUUUCGGCGAGCACUUCCUCAAAGACAUACACAUAGACUUCCAGCUCGAGAAGUACAACCUGGGCGGGAAGAGCAAGAGACCAGAGGUGUCCACGCGGCUCGCGCGACGCGGCAAAGGCAAAGAUAAGCUCACAGCCUGGUUCAAAGAUGAGCGACCAGAUCCCGGCUCAGACAAAGCAUCGGGGAAGAAGGAACGCGAGCAUUACCACAAAGUAACGCGCCGCUGGGAAGAAAACGUCAAGAACUGGAAGGCCGAAAUGCCCAACUACACAAUCAGCAUCGGAGACCUAGUAAACGACACCGAGCUCCCCGACCUCACCAUCGACGUCGCAGCGCGCGAAAUCAACUUCAACUGGAAGAACAUGCUCCAACUCUUCUUCCGCGAACAAGAACGCCUCCGCAUCCUCAAAGACGAAUGGCACAUCAAGACCGCCAAGAAGAUCCAAGCCAACAACGCACGCCUCAAAAAGGGCGAGAAGCUCAUGCCCUCGGAUUACCCGCCGCCGUGGUCGACCGCCGAAGCUGAGAUAAGAAAGGAUAUUAGGCGAGCAAGGUUAAAGGAGCAUUAUCGCGACGACGAGCAGAUGGUGUGGGCGAUCGACUCGUUGAAGCAUUUUGAACAAUACGGGGCGGCGGCUGGGAGUGCGAAGGCGCUUAAGCUUAACCCCGAUCUUCCAGGUGCUGGGCUGGGUGAGAAAUGGUUUGGUAGUGUGAAUCUGGUGCAGGAACUCUAUCUCGAUGAGUGGAGUUGCAUGCAUCGGAUUGAUACCAAGGUCGAACAUAUCCGGAAUGGAACAUGA